GGAAGAGCAUUCGGCUAGGUGUACGCGAGGAGAGAUGGCCCGCAGUAGUCCACCAGCUUGGCUCAAAUUUAUUUGCGUGUAGUUGGGACGAGCUGUUGCUAUGGCCGAUGGCCAGGGAAAGCGCUCCAAAGAGGCGGCCACCCGUGAGGACUUUCAGCAGCUGCGGGUCGUGCAGCUCAGGCGGCUGUGCAGGGGCGCCGGCCUCCAGGUGGCAGGCAGCAAGUCCACGCUCGCUGCACGCCUGGCAGACUGCAGCGAGUCGCCCUACGGACACGAGGAGAUGUUGGCCCUGCGGCAGGCCUUCGGGGCGGCCGCCGCCCCCGCGGCGGCGCGCGCCGCGCGGAAGAGGCCGGCCGCGGCGGACGCCUCGGGAGCCGACAAGGUUGCACGCACUUCGCGCGCGGCAGUGGUGGGCGAGCGAGAUCUGCGCCGGCUGCUGUGGGCCUUGGAGGACGGAGCUCUGGCCUGUGAGCGCUGCGGUGGACCACUGCUGCACCGCAACGGCCGCUUCGGGCUCUUCCUGGCGUGCGGUGCCUCUCCGCCAUGCGGUCAGUUCGAGAACCUGAAGCAUGCGAGUUCACGUCUUGGUGAUGAUGAAGGCCCGCUCUGCAUCACGAUGGAACUGGAGGACGUCUGUCAGGUUCGCCUGUACGCGGUCGGGGCGCGCGACUCUGCCUGCCUGCGGGCGUGGGCGGCAGAGUGCGGGCUGGGACCUGAGGUCGUGGCGCCUCGGGAUGACUGGGUGGCGACGUGCAGCAGAGCGGUGAUCGGCGCCGCCCGGCCGGGGAGCACCCUGUUUUCAUGCAGAUUCCCGGAGGAGUAGUCGUAGUAGUUGC
Prorocentrum cordatum is the source of this 836-nucleotide messenger RNA. The record is from the annotation of a GenBank genome assembly. NCBI's taxonomy places the organism in Eukaryota, Dinophyceae, Prorocentrales, Prorocentraceae.